AUGAGGGAAGAAAACCAGUCUUCUACCCUGGAAUUCAUCCUCCUGGGAGUUACAGGUCAGCAGGAACAGGAAGAUUUCUUCUUUGUCUUCUUCCUCUUCAUUUACCCCAUCACAUUGCUUGGAAAUGUGCUCAUCAUCUUGGCCAUUCACUCUGACAUUCACCUUCACAACCCCAUGUAUUUUUUCCUUGCCAACCUCUCUUUGGUUGACAUCUUCUUCUCAUCUGUAACCAUCCCUAAGAUGCUGGCUAACCAUCUCUUGGGCAGCAAAUCCAUAUCCUUUGGGGGAUGUCUAACACAGAUGUAUUUCAUGAUAGCUUUGGGAAACACAGACAGCUAUAUUUUGGCUGCAAUGGCAUAUGAUCAUGCUGUGGCCAUCAGCCGCCCACUUCACUACACAACAACUAUGAGUCCACGGUCCUGUAUCCUGCUAGUUGUUGGGUCUUGGAUGGUUGGGAAUGCCAAUGCCCUCCCCCACACUCUGCUCACAGCUAGUCUGUCCUUCUGUGGCAACCACAACGUGGCCAACUUCUACUGUGAUAUUACCCCUUUGCUCAAGCUGUCCUGUUCUGACAUCCACUUUAAUGUGAAGAUAAUGUACCUGGGGGUUGGCAUUUUCUCUGUGCCAUUAUUAUGCAUCAUUAUUUCUUAUAUUCAGGUCUUUUCCACAGUCUUGAGGGUCCCAUCCACCAAGGGUGUGCUCAAAGCUUUCUCCACCUGUGGUUCUCACCUCACAGUUGUUUCUUUGUAUUAUGGGACAGUCAUGGGCAUGUAUUUCCGCCCUCUGACCAGUUACAGACUAAAAGAUGCAGUGAUAACUGUGAUGUACAUGGCAGUGACCCCAAUAUUAAAUCCUUUCAUCUAUAGUCUGAGAAAUCGGGACAUGAAGGCUGCCCUGCGGAAACUCUUCAGCAAGAGGAUCUCCUCAUGA
This is a messenger RNA of Lemur catta (Ring-tailed lemur), 930 nucleotides long. Its product is annotated as olfactory receptor 1A1. The coding region runs from base 1 to 930 and encodes 309 amino acids. The transcript has a single exon. Gene Ontology annotation, cellular component: membrane. Gene Ontology annotation, biological process: G protein-coupled receptor signaling pathway. The record is from RefSeq and is a predicted model, not a curated record. NCBI's taxonomy places the organism in Eukaryota, Metazoa, Chordata, Mammalia, Primates, Lemuridae. Gene Ontology annotation, molecular function: G protein-coupled receptor activity; olfactory receptor activity.